Messenger RNA from Astyanax mexicanus (Mexican tetra), 4222 nucleotides. It is a transcript of the gene gjd2b, whose product is annotated as gap junction protein delta 2b. Bases 931 to 1845 code for a protein of 304 amino acids. Lineage: Eukaryota; Metazoa; Chordata; Actinopteri; Characiformes; Acestrorhamphidae. The record is from RefSeq and is a predicted model, not a curated record. Gene Ontology annotation, cellular component: connexin complex. The transcript is spliced from 2 exons. Gene Ontology annotation, biological process: cell communication.
ACAUACAAAUAAACGAAUAAAAAUACAUACAAAUUGUGUUUUUCCAGUUAUUUAAGAAACAAAUUAAUUGAACUUGUUAUCAGGAAUUGCUAAUAUAUAUAAAGAAUAUCAAGUUUUUUUAUACAUAUAAUAUCGUCCAGCCCUAGUAUAGGUACUGCUGUGAAUGUUAACUACUAUGAUUAGUGGCAUGAAAAUAGACCAAAUGUGCCAAAACAGAUAUAAGAUCAGAUAUUAGUACUGCACUGCUGCUAUAAUUGCUGGCUAUUUACUUUAAUUUACUAUCAGCAACAUUAGUAACUUAAUCUUACCUGCACCCUCCCACACACAAUAACACACACACACACACACAGUCUGUACUCAUGCAAAGUGUGACGGUGUCCCUCAUUGAUCUGAGAUUAUGACCAAUCACUUUACUAGGGAUUAGUCCAAAACCUCGCUUUCUCAGAAUAAUGAAAAAGAGAAAACCUGCCCGGCUUCCUCUCUCAGCAACCUGUGCACGCGUCACACACGGAGGAGGAGGAGUGUGAGGAGGGGUGGAGUGUGGGUUUGUGUGUGUGGAGGGGGUAAGUCUACUUAAAGCUGGAUUAACACAAGGCAAACAUUACACCCCCAACACACUCUCCACACAAGCUGCAUCAGUACAGCUCAGGACAAACAGACAAAUCAGCACAUUUCAGACAGUUCUGCACAUGAGAGAGAGAGAGAGAGAGAGAGAGAGAGAGAGAGAGAGAGAGAGAGAGACAAAGUGUGAGGACCAGCUCAGCACAUUUAUGAUGCUUCUGCACGAGAGAGAUAGACAGUGAAACAGAAUAGAGAGAGAACAGCUCCUCCAAUGCUCUGUGUGGAUAUCUCUCGCUCUUCUGGAGCUCCUGACUGGAAGUUGUAGUUUUUGGAACAGUUCUCCUCUGGAUCUCCUCUGAAUGAGCAGCCAUGGGGGAGUGGACAAUCCUGGAGAGGCUGCUGGAGGCAGCCGUGCAGCAGCACUCCACCAUGAUCGGCAGGAUCCUGCUGACUGUGGUUGUAAUCUUCCGCAUUCUAAUCGUGGCCAUCGUGGGCGAGACUGUGUACGACGACGAGCAGUCCAUGUUCGUGUGCAACACGCUGCAACCGGGCUGCAACCAGGCAUGUUACGACAAAGCGUUUCCAAUCUCUCACAUCAGAUACUGGGUGUUUCAGAUCAUCAUGGUCUGCACGCCCAGCCUGUGCUUCAUCACCUAUUCCGUGCAUCAGUCGGCCAAGCAGAAGGAGCGCAGGUACUCCACGGUGUACCUGAGCCUGGACAAGGACACGGACUGCAUGAAGCGAGACGACAGCAAGAAACUGAAAAACACCAUCGUUAACGGGGUGCUCCAGAACACGGAGAACUCCAGCAAGGAGGCAGAGCCUGAGUGCCUAGAGGUAAAGGACAUCCCUCAUUCCUCUAUCCGGACCACCAAGUCCAAAAUGAGGCGGCAGGAGGGCAUCUCCAGGUUCUACAUCAUCCAGGUGGUUUUUAGGAACGCUCUGGAGAUUGGUUUUCUGGUGGGUCAGUACUUCUUGUACGGCUUUAACGUCCCUGCGGUCUACGAGUGCGACCGCUACCCCUGCAUCAAAGACGUUGAAUGCUACGUGUCCAGACCUACAGAGAAGACUGUUUUUCUGGUCUUCAUGUUUGCUGUUAGCGGAAUUUGCGUGGUGCUGAACCUGGCCGAGCUCAACCACCUGGGCUGGAGGAAGAUCAAGACAGCGGUCAGGGGGGUGCAGGCCAGGAGGAAGUCCAUCUACGAGAUCAGGAACAAGGAGCUGCCUAGGAUGAGCAUGCCCAGCUUCGGACGUACUCAGUCCAGUGACUCUGCUUAUGUCUGAGGCCUAGGUGUGUACAAUGGACCACUGGAUGAACUCUCUAUCUCACUGGCUUCUUUUACGAAGCUAUACGGAGGUGUAGACUGGUAUAAUUUGUCUUUUGUGGACAAGCAAAAGAAACGGACCAAACUUUUGUCCAUAUGGAUAUCUUUUAAAGGCACUUUGGAAAACUUUGAAUUUGAAUUUUAUUUUUUAUUAUUUAUUUUGUUUCUAUCUUGUGUUGACUGUGCCACUUGGGGCAGAUAUGAGUUGCACUAAAUAUGAAUUUCAGAAGCCAAAAUGAACCUGAACUUGUGCUGUGAAGAUCUGUUCUUGUCUUCUCUUUCGUUCUUUGAUCCAGAUUUUCUUCUGCUAUUUUUACACCCCAUGCUUGGUCACGUAGAAUGCCUCAGAUCAGCCCGGUAGACUGCAGCUCCGACGUACAUAUCUAGGGUUUUUCACAACAUAAUCUUCAUUUGAAGUUUAAAUCAUAUAGCUUUGCAUAUUCAGUGUUUUUUUUUUUUUUUGCCUGUGCUUGCACCAUGUACCUUAAAGUGAGCCACCGCUAUUCCAUUGCUUUAAGCUGACCUGCAGGCAGUGGGUGCUGCAAAAUACUAACGUGUCACUUUUGGAUGUGUUUAUUUAUGUAUUUAUUGAAUAAUUUAACUAUUUAUUUAGCCUGUUUACACCAAAGCGCCCAUUUCUUUAAUUUUGUCAAAGGAAAGAAAGUUAUUUUGCUUUUAUUAAAGUGCCAUACAUGUACAUGUACAUAAGAUAUACAAAUAUAUCAUAUAUUAUAGAAAGCUGUACUGUAAUCCUGAUUAUGAGACAUCUACUGUAUUCCCGCCAUGGAAUAAUAGCUGUGUUUUCUCUUUAUUCUGAAACAGUGUAAGAAUGGGAAUAGUAAGACAGAUUGUUAUUUAGCUUUAACAGAAACUCAUAUUCCGAUAGUCUAAUAUACGUAAUUUACAGUGAACCUGGUGUAGUAGUACGCUCUUAAAUAUGAAAGCUCCAAAAUAAAGGGUUCUUUGGACACUUUUGGUUCCCUACACUAAAUAAAUGUAGGCAAAAUGGCUAAUAAACAAUAUAAUGUGUUACAGCAAGAAGGCAUAAUGCAUAUAAUAUAUGCCAGUGGAUACAUUCACUAACUAACUUUGCAAUAAUUUUAUUUACAAGGGAUGUAUUUUUUACCAUUUGAAGGAUAUCUUUUAAUCAGUCUCAAGUUUCUGCAGGAACCAAAGGUAGUUCUUCAAAAGAACUCUGUUUGGCACCUUUAUUUCGAAGAGUGUUCAUUCAGUGCAAUUUGCUUUCUAUACAAAUUGCCCCUGGUGCCUCCAUAUCCCACAGGAGUGAUGUUACCAGGUAAAAAAAAACAAUAAAUGAUGGAAUUUAUCACUGUAAGACCCUGUGUGCUGUGCAUUGCUUUCUCACACAUUUUUAUCCAGGAAAGAGCCCUCUGACUGUCAGGCAAAUCCCAAAGCCCCUGUCCGCUUCACUCGUUCAUUCUGCUUCUCUAUGAAUCAACUUUCUUUCAACCUGUCAAAACGCUUGCGUGUUGUUUUUCAGCGCGGUCAGCACGGUGCUGCUUAAACUCAAUCCAGGGCGGAGUGUGUCCUGCUGCAGAGCCAGAGUGAAGCUGACACUGUGUUUGUGGCAGCAGCUUCCGCUCAGGGCAGGCCAGGAGACGUCCUGUUCCCUGAGGGGCCUUAGGUACCAGACACGCCUGGGUCUGUGAGGCUCUGUCCGCUGCAGAGGUCACUGAGGAAAUGUUGAACACAAUGGCUUUACAAAGAUUACAAAGAUUUAAAACGUAUAGCAUAGUGGGACUAUAUAAUGGAAAUCAUAUCAAACAUAUUUGAUAAUCUUGUCAUUCUGAUAGACUGUAAUACAUUACAGGAAGUCUAGGAGUCCCUAUCUGGGUGGAGAUUCCAUGUUCUUCCUGUGUCUGUGUGGGUUUCCUCCGUGGACUCCCAUCUCUUCUCACAGUCCAACAUGGAGAUCAGGUUAACUGGAUACACUAAAUUCUAAAAAUAUUGGAUGCUCUAAAUUGUCCUGGUGUGUCGGUGUUAAAAAAUAAGAGACCACUUGAUGAGUUUCUUUGAGUUUACCAAAUUGAAAUCCUCUGAAAAAAAAUCAAGUAGGAAGAUGGAUGAUCACAAGCCAUCAAACCAAACUGAACUGCUUGAAUUUUUGGAACAGGAGUGGCAUAAAGUUAUCCAAAAGCAGUGUGUAAAUCUGGUAGAGAAGAACAUGCCAAGAACAACCAGGGUUAUUUCACCAAAUAUUGAUUUUUGAUCUCUUAAAACAUAAUGAAUAUGAACUUGUUUUUGGUGGUCUGAUUUGAGGUCUGAAAGAGAUUUCUCUUUUUCUGGAAAUAAAUGCUCUAAAUGACAAUAUUUUU